Aquila chrysaetos chrysaetos is the source of this 3579-nucleotide messenger RNA. RefSeq lists its product as uncharacterized. The coding region runs from base 831 to 1673 and encodes 280 amino acids. Lineage: Eukaryota; Metazoa; Chordata; Aves; Accipitriformes; Accipitridae. The record is from RefSeq and is a predicted model, not a curated record. The transcript is spliced from 7 exons.
GGGGGGGGGGGGGGUUGGGGAAUGUUUUUAAUCGCUUUGGAGUGGGAUGGGGACCUAAUUUUGCAGCAGGUCGCGGCCACAAUGGUGCUAGAACAACGCCCGCGGUAGAAACCCUGGGGAGGGCUCGGUGUGGGGAGCCCCAAUGGGCUCCUUCCAUCCCGCUUCAGUUUUUCCGGCCGCAAUGCUUCGCCUCGAGCAGGGAACGGGGGACGCGUUUCGGGGUUCCCCCCCCCCGAUCUCGACGCUCUCGGGAUGAGGCACAGGAAGGAGAAGGAAACCAGAAUCCCUGAGGUGCCUCAAUUGCUGAUUUUUCCUUUUAAUACUGGAGUAUGCUUUGUGGGCUCUAUAAGGCAUAUUUUUAUUAAAUGAAAUCUUCUAAUAAAAACGGUGCUAUGGUGUUUUAACAAACUGUAUCACGCUUCUGCCUGAUUCCAUCUCGCUGAGGUGCUACUAAUGUAUAUAUGAAACUAGGGAACCAAGAGAAAAAAAAAAAAAAAAAAGCAAUGUCGUUGAGAAGGAAGUUUACUUUUCCGGAGCGACAGCUCGAAGCGUGCCGGGAGCCGGUUGGGUUUAUGCAAACUGAAAGCGGUGCCGCGUCGGAGGCGUUCCGCCGACCGGGCUCGCGGUGGAGCCGUUCCCCUCUGGUACGAGGCCGGGGUGCUGGCAGGAGAGCCGUGCGUGGGUGUGGUGCUUGGACGAGGUGUUCAGCUGCGGUGCUCGGCCACAUGUCGUGGACGUGGUGCGUGGGCAUGGUGCUUGGCCAAGGUGUGUGAACGUGGUGCUGCUCGGCCACGGUGCUUGACUGCGGUGCUCGGACAUGGUGCGUGGACAUGGUGCUUGGCCACGGUGCUUGGACAUGGUGCGUGGACAUGGUGCUCGGGCACGGUGCUCGGCCACACGUCACAGACCUGGUGCUCGGGCACGGUGCUCGGACGUGGUGCGUGGACAUGGUGCUCGGGCACGGUGCUCGGCCACACGUCACAGACCUGGUGCUCGGGCACGGUGCUCGGACGUGGUGCGUGGACAUGGUGCUCGGGCACGGUGCUCGGCCACGCAUCACGGACCUGGUGCUCGGCCACGCAUCACGGACCUGGUGCUCGGCCACGCAUCACGGACCUGGUGCUCGGGCACGGUGCUCGGACGUGGUGCGUGAACAUGGUGCUCGGGCACGGUGCUCAGCCACGCAUCACGGACCUGGUGCUCGGCCACGCAUCACGGACCUGAUGCUCGGGCACGGUGCUCGGACGUGGUGCGUGGACAUGGUGCUCGGGCACGGUGCUCAGCCACGCAUCACGGACCUGGUGCUCGGGCACGGUGCUCGGACGUGGUGCGUAGACAUGGUGCUCGGGCACGGUGCUCGGCCACGCAUCACGGACCUGGUGCUCGGGCACGGUGCUCGGACGUGGUGCGUGGACAUGGUGCUCGGAUAUGGUGCUCAGGCAUGGUGCUUGGCCAGGCACCGUGGACGUGGUGCUCGGGCACGGUGCUCAGACGUGGUGUGUGAACAUGGUGCUCGGCCAGGGUGUGUGAACAUGGUGCUCAGCUGCGGUGCUCGGAUGCGGUGCUCGGACGUUGUGCGCGGACAUGGUGCUCAGCUGCCAUGCGUGAACGUGGCGCUCGGCCGCGGUGCUCGGACACGGCGUGUGGACACGGUGCUCAGCCAGGGUGCGUGAACGUGGUGCUUGGACAUGGUGCUCGGCCUCGGACGCGGUGCAUGGGCACAGUGCUCGGUCAGGGUGCUCAGCCUGGCGCAUGGGGGUGUUGCGCACGCACCGGUACGCGCGCACAGUGCGCAGGCACGGUGCCAGGGCAUGGCAUGCGGAUACGGCGCUCGGGCACCGCGCACGGCCGUGGUGCUCCGGCACCGCGCACGACCACGGUGCUCGGACGCGGCGUUUGGGCGCGGCGCACGGCCACGGUGCUCGGACGCGGUGCUUGGACGGGGCGCAUGGGCACGGAGAGGGUGCUCGGGCACGGUGCAAGGGCACGGUGCACGGACGCGGUGCUCGGGCACGGUGCACGGAUGCGGUGCUCGGACACGGCGCUCGGGCGCGCUCCGCAGAUACGGCGCUCGGGCACGGCGCUCGCCCACCGCGCACGGACACGGCGCUCGGCCACGCUGCCCCGGCACAGAUGCGGCGCUCGGGCACCCCCGUGGCGCUUGGCCACGGCGCUUGGCCGCGGUGCCGGUGCCCGCCGCACGCCUCCGCUGCGUGGCCGCCCUCCCGGCACCGUACCCCGCCGCGGCGCCCGGGCCCCAUGCCCGCCGGCGCUCAGCACCGCGCUUGGCACCGCGCUCCCCGCCAGCUCUCUCGGGCUCGCUCCCCUCCCCGAAUCACCGGUGUCUCCCCCACGGCGAGGGCUCGGCCGGGCAUCCCGCUUCUGCCCGUCUCUUUCUUUCCCCCCCCUUUUUUUUCCAUUUUUUUGGGGUUUUAUUGGUGCUACUUUCUUCCCCUUCGGCUUCCCGUCAGCGCCGGGGCAGCAGCUCCCCCGCGCCCCCCAAACCAAGGCAAAUACCUCAACCCCCCCACCCCCCCAAGCCCCCCGCAGCGCCGCAGCAGCGAAGGCGAGCGAAACCGGGGCGAAUCUUUCCAAAAUCAGGGAUCCUUUCGCAGCGGUGUUUCUUCCUUAAUUUUUUUUUUUUUUUCUUCCCCCCUCCUUUAUCCCUUUCCGCCUGGGUUUUUCCUCAUUUUUCCGCAUCCUUCAGGGAUUACAAACCGCCGUAAUUUCAGCCUCAGUUUUAUUCCAGGAGCAGAUUUUGGUUUCGGUUUUUUUUUUUUUUUUUUUUGGCCAGUGGGUUUUUGCACCGCGGCGCCAAAAGGAAAAAAAAAAAAAAGAGGUAAUAAUUCAAAAUUGGAAAAAUAAAGCGCCGUUUCUUCUCGGAUUCGGGAAUUUGAUUGGAGGCGGGGGGGGUUUAUUUUUGGCGUUUUUGUUGGGUUUUUUUUUUUUUUUUUGGGAUAAUUGAGGAGGGGAGGUGGGACGGCGGCAGGCGGAGGAGGGGGACACCGCGGGGGUGUCCCGGCGGCUCCGAAAAAUUCACACUUGAAGAUUUCUUGGUCGGCUCGGGACUGUGGUUACUUGAAAUGAAGUUUUUUUCCGGGGCGGAUCGAGGACCGGUAGAUUUUUUUCCCAUGUCUCAAGGCAAUAGGAUUAAUGUGUAUUAAACUGUAGAUACUUCUAGGACAGUAAAUUUAUGCUGAUAAUUUUAUUUUGUAUAAUUUUCCCUUUUUCUUUUUUCCCCUCUUUGUGGUUUGUUUUGGUUUGGUUGUUUUUUUUUUUUUUCCCCUCCCCUUAACACCCUUUUCUUUUUCCCUUUCCCCCCUCAGUGUUUUUGGUAAAUUUAUUUUUUAGGAUGCCUAAAAAUUGCAAGUUUGGAUCCUCCCCCUUCCUUCCCCGGUUUUGGUUUUGUUUUUUUGUUUUGUUGUUGUUUUUUGUUUUUUCGUUUUUGUUUUUUUUUUUUUAAUUUGUAUUUUAUUCUAAGUUACGCGCGGCCGGCCGGGCCGCGAAAUGUAUUAUUCCUGAUAUCUUUAAAAUAUUGUGGGUGUUUUAAUAAAUUUUAUAUUUAUUUUUUGCACUCAA